AUGAUUCAACUUCUUCCUUUGGCCUAUACACAAUUUCAAAGUCUACCCGAUCUUCUCACAUCAUCGUUGCCUCAAUUAGAAUUCGGCAGUCAUUUAACAGCUAUUCAAGUUUUAAUCUAUUUUCUUAAACUUAUUCCAACUCGCAAUGAACUCGAUCCAUAUUUUAAUUCAUUCGUUGACAAGAGCAUGAAAUUACUCAUGGGUAUUAUCAAAUUACCCGUAUCUCGAGAAGAUGAAAAUGGUCAAAUACAUAUCGAAUGGGUUCAAACCUCACAAUGUGUCCUGGUAAAAGAUCCAUUCAUACGAAAGAUUCUUCCUCAAGAAUUACUAUUGUCCCAUUUCAAUAUGUAUUAUGUACCUGAACAGUUAGCAUCCGAAUGUAAUGAACGAACUCUAAUUAAAUUAGGCUGUGCUCCAUUACAAUUUUCUUCCAUUAUUCGACUUAUUAAAGAAUUGUACAAGCAACACGAGCAAGAACACUCGACGAAGACAUCAAGCAUUGAACAAAUUGCGCAGUGGUUGCUCUGUAUCGACUAUGUUCUUCAACAACAACAACAAGAAAGUGAACAGUCACGCGGUGGUCAAUAUGAAAGAGUUGAGACGACGACAAUAACCGAAUUAAAACAACUGAAAAUUAUUCCAUUAAGUGGUCAUUCGCGAUUAGUAUCCAUGGAUGAAUAUAAUGAAGAAGUGAUACUCUUUCCAUUAUCGAAAAAGAUCCAAUAUAAGAAACCGUUCAAGAUCGUUCUGGAAGAUUUACCUAGACUUGACGAACGACUACUUGAAUAUAUUGAAGAUAAAUUUCCACGACGGUAUGAGUCAAUCGAAUGUCUACUUAAAAAACUCGGUGAGUAUUAA
This is a messenger RNA of Rotaria sordida, 858 nucleotides long. NCBI's taxonomy places the organism in Eukaryota, Metazoa, Rotifera, Eurotatoria, Philodinida, Philodinidae. The record is from the annotation of a GenBank genome assembly.